Camelina sativa (false flax) is the source of this 795-nucleotide messenger RNA. The record is from RefSeq and is a predicted model, not a curated record. Lineage: Eukaryota; Viridiplantae; Streptophyta; Magnoliopsida; Brassicales; Brassicaceae.
AUGAGGAAGGCAGAGUCGAGGUUCUUUCUAUUGUGGAGGAGGUUGGACGCAAGGUUAUCUCCCCAAGGGAAGAAGGUAUACGAGGUUGGACGCAAGAUAACAUUGCGCUGGGAGAAUCUAACCAUCUUUUUAGGAUACGAUCCGGUUGAAUGUAAACACAAAGUAAUGUGCAUGCCUUUUAGAAGAAGCUCUGAUGUGUGUCGGAUGUUAACAUUGGGAUCUGCUCAAGAAAAAUGGAGAUCAGUAAAAACUAAACCUACACAUCGUUCUGACAGUCAUACUUCGGGGCGAUGCAUCAAGGGGGUUAUAUAUUAUAUAGCCUAUGUUUAUCGUACCAGUGUUUGGGUUAUAAUGAGCUUUGACGUCAGAUCUGAAAAGUUUGGUAUGAUUCAGUUACCAUCAGAUGUUAUGAUGAAUCGGAUCAUAGCUUACGAAGGGAGGAUAGCUUUUGUUAGAAGAGAGACUAAGAAGGAUGCUAAAAUGACAUUGCGCAUUUUGGAAUAUGCGGAGAAAGUUAAGUGGUCGAGUAAAGGCUUUCUUGCACCUAUUUGGUACAGAGAUGAGAGUUUGAAUACUUCUUUGUACGUAAGAGGUAUCACUCAUGCUGGUGAGUUUAUUGAUGUACCUGACACGUAUCACAAGCCGUCUUAUAUAUUAUUUUGUGAUCCGGUGAGGAGCAGCUUCAGAAGAUUCGAACUUGGAGGAAUCAUGGAAGACAAAGCUGUGGUCAAUACUUUAUAUUUUCACAAGCUCCAUGCUUUCCCGAAUCACUUUGAGAAUCAAAUGUCUUUGUAA